Molecule: messenger RNA, 4835 nt
Organism: Seriola dumerili (greater amberjack)
Lineage: Eukaryota; Metazoa; Chordata; Actinopteri; Carangiformes; Carangidae
Gene: taf4
Product: TATA-box binding protein associated factor 4
Exons: 15
Coding region: 330-3110 (926 amino acids)
Biological process (GO): transcription initiation at RNA polymerase II promoter; DNA-templated transcription
Cellular component (GO): transcription factor TFIID complex
Molecular function (GO): protein heterodimerization activity; DNA binding; RNA polymerase II general transcription initiation factor activity
Source: RefSeq, a predicted model, not a curated record
GCUCCGAUUUGCUGGAUGAUGUUUUCUUCAACACAGAGGUAGACGAAAAAGUAGUUAGUGAUCUGGUCGGGUCUCUGGAGUCUAAGCUGAUAGGAGCAAGUCACAUCAACACAAAAGCAAAGAUCCAGUCUGCAGCAAAUCACGUCGGCAAUUCAGCUGUAGGUAGUAAUUCCAAUGUUCAGGGCAGCAAAAUGGGACUUUCACAACAAGAGCUUGCUAAAGCAGGUAAGAUAGCUGCCCACUCCGGUUAGCUAACAUUAGCUUAUUUUGGUCACGUUGUUAAACUGAUUAUAGCUAACUUAGCUUCACUUGUGUGUUUCCCGAAACUAAUGCGAAUCGGAGAGUUGUUCGACACCCCCUUGUUUUCACGUGUUUCCGCUGCUGUAGGGACAGGAGUGCAAGGAGGUAUCAUUAACAGUACGGGAUCCCUCGGUUCGAGCAUGGAUGGAGCAGCAGGGACCACAUCGGCGGCUGGAGCGAGCAUGACAGCCGCUCAGAGUCAGUCCAAGUCGGGGACAGCUAGCGGAGUCGUUACGGUAGUAUCAGAUGCAACGUCUUGUGCCGGGAAAGCUGGAAAAACUGGUGUUCAAACUUUAAAUGGAAGUUCUGUGGUGAUGAACUGUCAUAUCCCCGGAGGUGCGUCUGCUGACAGCAGCGGCAGCAACUCCCAGCCCGCUGUCACGUUUGUAAACAACGGACCUAUAUCUGUGAGCAAAGGAAACACGGCAGUUUUGUCUGCUGCACCAAGUACUAUUAUUCGGACUACAUCGGCUAGUGUACACAAUGCCGUGACUUCGCCUGUGAUUUCGUCUCAACCCUCUGUGAAAAGUGUACCCACGGUCACGCUUGUGAGGCCACCUAUGCAAACUCCAACUAACACCUCACAAAGCGGAGGCAACUCUGCCACAGUCUCAACAUCACCAGCCGUCAGUGUCACCAGCACGGCUGGCCCUCUCGUCAACAAAGUCGACUUCACAAAGACUAUAAUGCAGACUGGUGUCGUGGCUUCAACUGUUGCGACAGGGACAACCGCAACCAUGAGGAGUCCUACUGUUUUGCAAAACUUGAGGACUUCAGUGCCGUCAACGAUCGCUGCCACUACUCCCGGUGGAAUACGAACUAUUGCUCCACAGGUGUUGGCCCCUCGACUCACCCAGCCUCAGCAAAACGCACCAAAUAUCCAAAACAUUCAGCUCCCACCAGGCAUGGUCUUGGUUCGCAGUGAGAGUGGGCAGCUGCUGGUGAUUCACCAGCAGACCUUGGCUCAGAUGCAGGCUCAGUCGCAGUCCCAAAGCGCCAUGACUCCGCGACCUGCAGCCCCCACAAGCACUCCACCUGUCCAGAUCACAUCUCUACAGGCUCCAGGUGCGUCACUGCUGGCUCGUUCGGUUACCCCCACCACUAUUAUUAAACAAGGUCCCACAGUCCAGACUACUGUGACGGCCGCCACCAAACUGCAGAGGCCUCCUGUGCUGCAGAACACCAUCAUGCUGGGGGGAACUGCCACCACCCCGGGUCAGCCACUAGGAACGCCCACCACAGUACAGCCUGGAUCUGCAGCCACAGCAGUAACACAGAGGGUAGGGCCCCUUGGAGCCACUGGGACCCCUGUCACUCCGACAGCUGUCACAGCUGAGACACUGGAGAAUGUAAAAAAGUGUAGAAACUUUCUGUCCACGCUGAUCAAGCUGGCAUCCAGCGGGAAACAGUCCUCUGAGACUACAGCCAGCGUUAAGGAACUGGUCAAGAACUUGCUGGAAGCAAAGAUAGAGCCUGAAGAUUUCACCAGCAGGUUAUACCGGGAGCUCAACUCCUCACCACAGCCGUACCUUGUGCCUUUCCUGAAGAGAAGUCUCCCAGCGCUGCGUCAGAUGACCCCAGACUCCGAGGCCUUCAUUCAGCAGAGCCUGCUGCCUCAGCCCAGCACUCAGCCUGCUGCAGCAGCUGCAGCAGCUUCCACGGCCCUCACCGCUGUGGUACUGCGACCUCCUCUCUCCACUGCCACCACCACAGCCACCAGCACUGCCGUGACCAAAACCACAGUCAUCAGCCUCACUCAGGCACCUCACAGUAAACCAGGACUGAUUGUGCCACAACAACAGGGGGCGAUGGUGAGGCCACAGGUGACGCUGGCUCAGUCUCCAAUGGUAACACUCAGAGGACAACCGCACAGCCGCAUCAUUGUGGGCCAGCCACAGGUGGUCAAACAGCUGCAGACAGUUUCAGCAGUGAAGCAGACGUUGGCUCCAGGGGCCAAAGGAGUACAAGUAGUCAGUCAGGCCCCUCUCACUGCUGCUCAGAAGAACAAGCUGAAGGAAGCAGGAGGGGGAACCUUCAGGGAUGAUGAUGAUAUCAAUGAUGUGGCCUCCAUGGCAGGAGUCAACUUGUCAGAGGAGAGUGCCCGUAUCUUAGCAACCAACUCUGAGCUUGUUGGCACAAUGACUCGUUCCUGUAAGGAUGAGGCCUUCCUGUCCACCUCUUCACUCACUCGGAGAGCUCUUGAGAUUGGAAAGAAGUUUGGUGUCAGCGAAUUGGGAACAGAUGUGAUCAACUUCAUUUCCCAUGCUACACAGCAUCGACUACAAAACCUGCUAGAAAAGGUGUCACAAGUGGCACAGCAGAAGAACUUAACCUUCAAGGAGGAUGAGCGGUGUGAGCAGGUGAGCGAUGUGCGAGCCCAGCUCAAAUUCUUCGAGCAGCUGGAUCAGAUGGAGAAGCAAAGGAAGGAAGAGCAGGAGAGAGAGAUCCUGUUGAAGGCUGCCAAGUCUCGGUCUCGGCAAGAGGACCCCGAGCAGCUCCGACUUAAACAGAAGGCCAAAGAGAUGCAGCAGCAGGAGCUGGCUCAGAUCAGGCAGAGAGAAGCCAACCUAACGGCAUUGGCAGCAAUUGGCCCCAGGAAAAAACGGAAAAUGUACUCUCCUGUUAGAGGUGACAGUGCAGAGGGCUCAGGGUCAGGGCCCUCCCAGCCUGGAGUCUCUGGUGGAGCAGGGUCCAGACAGUUUAUGCGACAGCGUAUCACCAGAGUCAACCUCAGGGACCUGCUCUUCUGCCUGGAGAAUGAAAGAGGGACCAGUCACUCACACCUGCUCUAUAAAGGCUUCCUGAAAUAACAUCCACAUUAAAAUGACUAACCUCACUCAGUGGCAUUAAGGAAGCAGAGUUGACUGUCAGCUCAGAUCCUCUCUACCGGUACAUUCUUUGAUUGCCCACUGCUGAAUGAAGAGACGUUUGUCUAUGGGAAGAGAAUUAUGUGGAACACUGAAGGGACGUCAGCUUCUAAAAGCCUCUUCGAGCACAAGCCUUUUGUAUUUUCAGCGCAGAAAUGGAGCAAAUAUUGGAACUUGGCCCUGAUUUCAGUGUGCCUCUCAGCUCAGUUUGCUCUUCAGAGACCAGUUGCACUCAACCACACUUCCCUCAUGCACUGCCUCAUGCUGCACAGAAGAAAAAUCUCUAACUGAACUGGGCACUUCAGAUUUGAAAACCUUGUCAGUGUCCUUGCACUGAUAUCUGGGUUGUAGCAGCAAAUCUCUGCGAAUUGGUUCCAUGUUAGAUUAAUGUGCAACAUUCAGGUGCAGCCUGAUUUUACAAAACUGCAGUAAUGCUAAUUUUCUUGACCAUGUUAACGUAAACACUCUGUUUAUUUAAGUUUUUAACAGAGAUUUUAAUUUAUCACACAUUUCUACUAUAUUAGAGCACCGUUUCAAUGCCUGUGGAUUGUUUUACAGAGAUUAAUCUUGACAAGUCUUGUCUUCUGAUCAGUUGCCUUCUUCAGAUUAAGCCAUAUGGAUUAGAAUGUGUUGUUCAUUUUAAGUAACUUCAUCUAUCCAACAGUUCUCUCCAGAUUUGUAGGAUGUGUGUUUUUUUUUUCUUUUUUUUUUGUCUUUGCUUGAUUGGAAACAAAAAUUAUUAUUUAUAUGUGUUGUGCAUGGUGUUAUAGCAGGUGUUGGUAUUUGAACAGUGAGAGCUCCUGACACAGGCUGUUAUUCAGGUUCUAGCACAUUUGCUACACAGACUUAGUAUACUUUACAUCCCUAUCAAACAUUUUUAAAUCAUUUUGUUCUGUUUCCAGUAAUUUCUUCAGCAAUGGUAAAAAAUUCAACUGGCUUUCUGUCAAUAUCCUGGUGGCAAGCUAUCUGAUAUUGUUAUUUAGAAAAUCCAAGAAUAAUGAAACAUUCACAUUAUGAAAAUAAUUAUCUGGAUUUGGCUCUGUGCUUCUUGCAUAAUGUUACCAAGAAGCCACGCUAUCAAGUCAUUUUCCUGCCUUUUACAAAUGUCAGACAAAGACUUGUUUCAAUUAAGAUGUUGAAGUAACUUCUGGUUAAAAUGUAUUUGGGCAGGACAUUUUCUGUGAUGGAUCGUCCAUCUCAAACACAUUUGUUCUUUGCUUUUUGUACCAUUUUAAAAAGAAAAAAAAAAGAAGAAUGGACAUAGGUGGCUGCCUAAUGUUACUUCAACAAAUAAAAAUAUAUCAAUAUGGUCUAAAUUGGAACUGAAGUUGCUCUUAGUGAUGUAAAGUCUUCAUGCUGUGUCACAUAUGUGCUAUAAUGUGAAUUUUAAGAAAUGGGAAUAUGGAGAAAUGAAACCCAGUCCUUUAAGUGAAUCACGCAUUUUUAAGUUGUGCAUCCACAUUUUUACAUUUUAAUAAAUGAUGUUGGUCAUGUUUGGAAAACAUGGGCAUGAAAUGCAGAACAAGGAUUGCACUUUGACAGAUCAGUUUUCUAAAACUAGUCGAUCAUAUGAACAUACCCACUUUAUAACUUUUUGUAUUUUUAGUGCACAUACUAAUUUGGUCUUUAUACCUUUUGUCAUUUUAUGAAAGAAUGUUUAUGGACAAA